CGGGGCCGGCGCGCGCCGAGUCAGGAUAGACCGACGGGGUCGGGAGGGUCCCCCCGGGGUUGCCAUGGAGACGGCCCACGGCGCGGGCAUCGCCGUGGCCGAAGCCCUGCAGAACGGGCUGCCCUGGCUGGAGGGCGCGUGGCUGGGGGUCACCUACCUGGGAGACCCCAAGUGCGCCUUCCUCGUCUACUUCCCCGCCGUCUACUACGCCGAGCGGCGCGUCGGGCUGGCCCUGCUCUGGAUGGCGCUCGUCUCCGAGUGGCUCAACCUCAUCUUCAAAUGGUUUCUGUUUGGAGAGAGGCCUUUCUGGUGGGUUCACGAGUCCGGCUACUAUAGCCAGGCCCCCGUCCAGGUGCACCAGUUCCCUGUGUCCUGCGAGACGGGGCCCGGGAGCCCGUCCGGCCACUGCAUGAUCACGGGGGCGGCCCUGUGGCCGGUGAUGACCGCGGCAUCGGACCUGGUGGCCCGGCGCACUCGGAGCCGCUGGGUCCAGCUGGUGCCUGCCGUGGCCUACGGCCUCUUCCUGUUGGCCGUCGGCUUGUCCCGGGUCUUCAUCUUGGCACACUUCCCGCACCAGGUGCUGGGCGGCCUCGUGGCCGGCGCCGCCCUGGGCCGGCUGCUGGCCCCCCAGGUGCCCUUGGAGCGGGAGCUCAGCUUCUAUGGGCUGGUAGCCCUGGCGCUGCUGCUGGGAGCCAGCCUCAUCUACUGGACCCUCGUCACCCUGGGCUUCGACCUGGCUUGGUCGAUCCAACUGGCCUCCAAGUGGUGCGAGCGGCCCGAGUGGCUGCACCUGGACACGAGGCCCUUCGCCUCCCUGGGCCGGGACGCGGGCACGGCCUUGGGGCUGGGGGUGGCCCUGCACUCGCCCUGCUACGCCCGGCUGCGGCGGGAGCGGUUGGGGCCCGGCCAGCGGGUGGCCUGCCUGCUCCUGGCCCUGGGCGCGCUGCAGGCGCUGGGCGCGCUGGGCCAGCCCCACCAGCUCACCCUCUUCUACGUCCUCAACUUCCUGAAGGCCGUGCUGGGCCCCUGCGUGGUGCUGGCCCUGGUGCCCUGGCUGGUCCACAGCCUCAGCCCCAGGGGGGCCGCUCCCCCGCACGCCCAGUGAGCCCCCCGCUCCCCACGGCGGCCCACCCCUCUCCCUGCGGUCGGUCCCCCCCGCCGCCGGGCAUCGGAGGGGACCGUGACCCGAGGACGGGGCCGCGGGCCGGGACCGGGCCGACUCCGUCCCCCUCGGCCCCGCUUCCUCUUCCACGCGCCCGGGCCGGGAGCCCCGGAGCCCCCGCCGCCGCCGUCUCUCCCCAGUGGGCCGGGGGCAGCCGCCGGGCGCCGCCGACCCAGGGCGCUCCUCUUACGGCCCGGGACCGAGGCCCCGGCCCCCGCUCCCCUUCCUCCCCCGCCUUCGUCGGUCUCAGGGUCCUCUGGCUACCCUCACUCCCUCCCGCCGCGACGGCGGCCCGAGGAACUCCGUUCCGGCCCCCGGGGGCCGGGGAGGCCUCAGCAACCGCGGCAGAGGCGGGGAGCCCUCGUGGGAGCGGCCCCUGGCCGGGGACACCCGGAAACCCCAGCUCUUCGUCCGGCUCCUCCCUCGGCCUGCUGCUGCGUGGCCUUGGGCGAGCCACUUCCCCUCACCUCUGAGUCUGUUUCCUCAUCUGUAAAACGGGGAAGAGAU
This is a messenger RNA of Ornithorhynchus anatinus (platypus), 1669 nucleotides long. RefSeq names its product glucose-6-phosphatase catalytic subunit 3 (gene G6PC3). Gene Ontology annotation, cellular component: membrane. The transcript is spliced from 6 exons. Bases 65 to 1105 code for a protein of 346 amino acids. Gene Ontology annotation, molecular function: glucose-6-phosphatase activity. The record is from RefSeq and is a predicted model, not a curated record. NCBI's taxonomy places the organism in Eukaryota, Metazoa, Chordata, Mammalia, Monotremata, Ornithorhynchidae. Gene Ontology annotation, biological process: glucose 6-phosphate metabolic process; gluconeogenesis.